Siniperca chuatsi (mandarin fish) is the source of this 1391-nucleotide messenger RNA. It is a transcript of the gene ncf4, whose product is annotated as neutrophil cytosolic factor 4. Gene Ontology annotation, molecular function: superoxide-generating NADPH oxidase activator activity; protein binding; phosphatidylinositol binding. The transcript has 10 exons. Gene Ontology annotation, cellular component: NADPH oxidase complex. Gene Ontology annotation, biological process: phagocytosis; respiratory burst; superoxide anion generation. The record is from RefSeq and is a predicted model, not a curated record. Lineage: Eukaryota; Metazoa; Chordata; Actinopteri; Centrarchiformes; Sinipercidae. The coding region runs from base 151 to 1200 and encodes 349 amino acids.
CCCACAGCUGGUUCAGACGCCGUCAGUCAGUCGGCGCAGCCUGCAGCGUGUGAGCGUAGUCUUCAGUAAGCGCCUCUGUAAGAAGCGCUUUUCUCCGCAAAGAAGUUAAAGUGUCUCCGCUUGGCUGUAAUCAGUUCUGUGCGCAACAUCAUGUCGCUGCCGCAGCAGUUACGAGGCGAAAGUGACUUUGAUCAACUGCCUCAUAACAUCCCUGUCACUGCCACCAUUGCUGAUAUUGAGGAGAAGAAAGGCUUCAUUGACUACUUUAUGUUUGUGAUUGAGGUGAAGACUAAAGGAGGGAGUAAGUAUCUCAUCUACAGGAGGUACAGAGAAUUUUUCAACCUCCACCAGAUCCUCGAGUCCAAAUACUCUCCUGAAGACCCAGAGAGACCUGGUCCCAACUCCUGCAUCCUGCCUUCAAUUCCAGGAAAAGUCUUCAUUGGCAAUAAGCGGGAGAUUGCAGAGAGCAGAAUCCCUGAACUCAACACGUACAUGAAGAGGUUGCUGGGUCUGCCAACAUGGUUGUUGCUUGAAGAAGCUCUCAGGAUGUUUUUCUACCAGACGGACCAGGACAGCCAGCAUGAACCGCGAGCCCUCAGGCGUCUCCGUCCACCUACCCGCAAAGUGAAGACAGUCAAACCAAAGAUGGACCUCUUUUCCUCCCCCAGGGCCGAGGUGAUAUUUGACUUUCGCGGCAACAGCAAGGCGGAGUUGAACCUGAAGAGGGGAGAGGUGAUCUUCCUGCUGCAACGAGUCAAUGCAGACUGGCUGGAGGGCACAGUGAACAAUCAAACAGGUAUUUUCCCACAAUCCUUUGUGAAAAUCAUUAAGCCCCUCCCAGAGAGUGACACAGAAGGCGAGGGUGAAGGCAACACCUACAGCUGCCUGCGCUGCUUCAUGCUCACCCCCUCUGGGGUCGACACCAGAGAUGUGUGUGUACAAGAGAAUCUCACUAUCCAGCCGAGGUACAAAGACCUACUGUCUCGUAUGAGGAAUGUCUUCAAGGAGGAUGACAUCGCCCUGAACUACCGCGACCCCGAGGGCGACCUCAUCCGUAUCCUCGACGACGAGGACGUCCAGCUGAUGAUCAAGGAGAGCAGAGGUCAGCAGGGAAAAGUCAAGAGACCUGUCAAUCAGUUUCCAUGGGAACUGCACGUGACCUUGGCCUCUGACUUUUCUGUUUACAACGCUGAGGCCUGAGAGAGUGGAACUCAAGGGAAGUAGAGAAGAUAUUAAGUAUUCUUAUAUCAAAACAAUGAAUUUUGCCAAGUGAAAAUUGUUGCUCUCAGCCUUAUUCGUGUUUAAAAGUCACUGCUGUUUCAGUUAAUGUCUGAUACAUUUUACUUAUUAAUAGUAAUUAACAAGUCAAUUAAUAAAAUGUUUAUAUUUUG